This is a messenger RNA of Dictyostelium discoideum AX4, 1056 nucleotides long. RefSeq names its product transmembrane protein 184C (gene tmem184C). Bases 1 to 1056 code for a protein of 351 amino acids. The transcript is spliced from 5 exons. Lineage: Eukaryota; Evosea; Eumycetozoa; Dictyosteliales; Dictyosteliaceae. Gene Ontology annotation, cellular component: membrane; plasma membrane. The record is from RefSeq and is a predicted model, not a curated record. Gene Ontology annotation, biological process: transmembrane transport.
AUGUGGAUAGUUGCGGGAGUAUGCAGUGGUGUUGCAAUUUUAUUAUCAUUUUACCUUAUAUAUAAACAUUUAAGAAAUUAUACAAACCCAGAAUUACAAAAAUAUAUAGUUAGAAUAUUAAUUAUGGUACCGAUUUAUUCAGUAGAUAGUUGGUUAUCAUUAAGAUUUGUAGAGUUAAGUUUAUACUUUGAUGUUGUUAGAGAUACAUAUGAAGCAUAUGUAUUAUAUUGUUUUUUUUCACUUAUUGUAGCAUAUAUAGAAAGAGAUUUUGAUUUAGUAGAGUUACUUCAUAGCAAAGAACCAUUACCUCAUCCAUUUCCUUUAACUUGUUUACCAAAAAUUAAGUUGGAUCGUGGUUUCCUUACCAAUUGUAAAAGAUUUGUUUUACAAUUUGUAUUCAUCAAGCCAAUUGUUGCAAUCAUAUCUUUGGUUUUAGAAACUCAACAUAAAUAUGGUGAAGGUAAAUUUCAAGUUGGAACAGGUUAUGUUUGGUUAACAGUCGUUGAAAAUAUUUCAGUCGGUUUGAGUUUGUAUUUUUUAGUAUUAUAUUAUAAAGCAAUGGAGGAAGAAUUAAAACCAUUUAAACCAUUGGGUAAAUUUUUAUGUAUAAAGAGUAUUUUGUUUUUCAGUUUUUGGCAAAGUAUUGCAAUUUCAUUUUUAGUAUAUUUUGGAGUUAUAUCACCAAUUGGUAGUUGGUCUGUUGAUAAUAUAUCUUCAGCACUUCAAGAUUUUAUUACUUGUGUGGAAAUGGUGAUUUUAGCGAUUUGUCACCACUUCUUUUUUAAUUACCAAGAGUUUAGAGAUCCACAUAAAGUUCCAUUCAUUUAUGAUAAAACUACAAAAACAUUUUUCAAUAACCCAAAAACAAAUAUUACACCUAUAAUAAAAAAUUUUUUUACAAAUGUUACAAAUAUAUCAGACGUUAUUUCAGAUACCAGAGAAACUUUUAUUUUACCUUUACUAUCACCAGAUCAUCAUCAUAAUCAUCCAACUACUAAAAAGAAAGAUGAAGAAAGCAAUUUAUUAGAACCAGAAGAUAAAGAUAUUAUAAUAUAG